Molecule: messenger RNA, 1378 nt
Organism: Ananas comosus (pineapple)
Lineage: Eukaryota; Viridiplantae; Streptophyta; Magnoliopsida; Poales; Bromeliaceae
Product: dihydroflavonol 4-reductase
Exons: 7
Coding region: 161-1237 (358 amino acids)
Molecular function (GO): oxidoreductase activity, acting on the CH-OH group of donors, NAD or NADP as acceptor
Source: RefSeq, a predicted model, not a curated record
CGUGGAGAUGGGCUUAGGCUCGAACACACUAAUAAGUAUUCACCCCUUGUUGCUCUGUGUGUGCAUGUAGACAGAGAGAGAUAUAUAUAUAUAUAUAUACAUAUAGAGGGUUCUAGAAGGUGCUGGAGAGUUCUAGAAGGGUGUAGAGAUCGGGGGAGAGAUGGGAGCAGCGGAGGAGGAGGGGGCGGUGGUGGUGACGGGGGCGUCCGGGUACGUCGGGACGUGGCUCGUCGUGAAGCUGCUGCAGGCCGGCUACACCGCGCAGCACCGGUCCGAGACCCCCUCGAACAUUGUGAAGACAAAGCCGUUGCUGGAUCUGCCAGGGGCCGGCGAUCGUCUGAGCAUCUGGAAGGCCGACCUGCAGGACGAGGGGAGCUUCGUCGACGCCAUCAGGGGUUGCACCGGCGUCUUCCACGUGGCAACCCCCAUGGAUUUCGAAUCCAAAGACCCAGAGAAUGAGGUGAUCAAGCCCACAAUAAAUGGACUCCUGGGCAUUCUCAGAUCAUGCAAGGAGGCCGGCACCGUGCGGCGCGUCGUGUUCACGUCGUCGGCUGGGACGGUGAACGUCGAAGAGCACCAACGGUCAGAGUACGACGAGAACUGCUGGAGCGACAUCGACUUCUGCCGCCGCGUCAAGAUGACUGGAUGGAUGUACUUUGUGUCAAAAACCCUGGCUGAGAAAGCUGCAUGGGAGUAUGCAGAGGAGAAUGGGAUUGACCUGAUCAGCAUCAUCCCACCUCUUGUUGUUGGGCCCUUCCUCACCUCAUGCAUGCCACCAAGCAUGAUCACUGCAUUAUCACUCAUCACAGGAAACGAAGCACAUUUCUCAAUCUUAAAGCAGUUUCAGUUGGUUCACUUAGACGAUCUAUGUGAUGCCCACAUCUUCCUCUUCGAGCACCCGGACGCCACCGGAAGAUACAUUUGCUCUUCUCACGACGCUACCAUUUACGAUCUCGCGAAGAUGCUCAGAGCGCGGUAUCCUGAAUACGACGUCCCCGAAAAGUUCGAAGGGAUCGACGAGGGCAUAAAACGAGUACACUUCUCGUCGAAGAAGCUGAUCGAUCUCGGGUUCGAGUUCAAGUACACAGCUGAGGACAUGUAUGAUGCAGCAAUUCAGACCUGCAGGGAGAAGAAGCUGAUACCGAUGACGACGAAGUCUGUGAAGAGCUGCGCAGCUGCUGACGGAGAGAAGGUUAAUGCAUGUCUGGACAGCGUGAAACCGAUAGUUACGGAAUAAUUGUGUCAGUGAAUAAGCAUGAUAGGUUCGAGCUUGUGAUCGUGCAAAUGAUGUGGUGGUGUUGAGUCGAUUACUGGGAUUGAGUUCUCUUAUUUGAUUAAUAAAGCUUACUCGAGACAGCAGUUGUGGUUGAUUCUGUUA